Molecule: messenger RNA, 579 nt
Organism: Drosophila suzukii
Lineage: Eukaryota; Metazoa; Arthropoda; Insecta; Diptera; Drosophilidae
Source: RefSeq, a predicted model, not a curated record
AUAAAAUUAAGACUCAGUGUCAUUUUAAAUAAGGGUUUAUUCUACUUAGAAAACUACAAUACCUUAUCUUUAUUGUACUUCAAUAAUACCUUCAUAAAUCCACCUAGUUGCAGCCGUUGCAAAAUGAAUGCGCAUUCAACAGCCGUGGCCAUCAUAGAUAUGGAACUGGAUUUCGAUGAGGGUGUGGAUGAACACGGUGACGGAGGAGUCGACUCGGAGGAAGUGGCUCAGGGCGGGGAUGUGCGGGCGCUGGUGCGGCGGCUGCAGGCUAGUCACGUGUGGAUCCGGCAGCAGAUGACGCACCUCCAGCGCCGCCUGGUGACCCUCCAGUUGGACAGGCAAAGGCGCCUCUACGAGGGAAGGGAUCGGCUGCAGCGACUCCUGCGGAACUUGCAGGUGAGAUACGGACGCAACUGGGGCCUGUAGGCGAAGUUCGGAAGUUGGAGCUGAAAUUCGGGUGCCAUCACCUCGAGGCACGGAGCUGAUGUGACGAACGGUCCCAAAUACAUGCGAUGUGUCGGGGUGGCGUCUGAAUUGCUUACACAAUUUGAGCAUGUUGUGGGAAGUUAAAUAUACAAA